Colletotrichum truncatum is the source of this 1416-nucleotide messenger RNA. RefSeq names its product Serine/threonine-protein kinase Nek6. The record is from RefSeq and is a predicted model, not a curated record. Gene Ontology annotation, molecular function: protein serine/threonine kinase activity; ATP binding. Gene Ontology annotation, biological process: protein phosphorylation. NCBI's taxonomy places the organism in Eukaryota, Fungi, Ascomycota, Sordariomycetes, Glomerellales, Glomerellaceae.
AUGCCAGCUGUAAAGACAGCUUUUGCAUCUCCGUGGAAAUGUCUCAAUAUCAGAAAUGCUUCCAGAGGUGAUUUUGUUUUGAUCCAAGUUCAAGGACCUGAAGGCUCUAUUAUUGCUCGGUUUCGCCGAAACAGGGAAAACGAAGACACCUUGGAGAAUAAGCUCAUAGCAUACUAUGAGGCUCUGGAGACGGAAACAGAAGCUGCUGGACGGGCAUUUCCCGUGUCCGAGGACCUGAGCCAGCAAGUUGAAGAGGCCGUUGAGCAUAUCUGUGCCGAUUACCGCAAAUACGUUGAAGCGGAUGCAUUGCUUGAUGUCUACACAAAGGAUCAUUUAGUCUGCGGAAAGAUUACCCGUGAGACUGAAAGCUUUCAGCAAUACCUUUCGCUGCUACGACCGUUCCACAGCAUUGUUGGGGAAGAAAAACCAACGACAAGAGGACAAAAUGAGGUCAUUUCGUUCGGUGAUCUCAUCUUCGACUUUGCUUUCCAGAGCUUUCGAGGGACUUGUUUCAAGUGCAGCGUACCUAAACAUCACAUUGAGAACAUGGUCUUCAAAGGCUUCUCAUUUGCAGAUUUCUUGGCUUUUCCCCGACAAGAUUUCGAAUGCAGAAGAGACGCCAUGUAUCGCGAGAUGAAAGUUUUGUCCAAGGUCAUACCGCCACACGAACACAUAAUUGGGGCGUCCGAGUUCCAAGUCGCGGCCACAGCAUCAAGCCCGUUCAUCACAGGCGUCUUGUAUCCCCUCUACAGCCGCGGCACAGUUGCUCAAGCACUGAAGAUGAACAGCAGUCUGGGGAAACGUGUCCCCCUUGUUCUUAAGGCCAAAUGGGCGUUUCAAAUCGUAUCUGCCAUGGCCCAUACCCACUUCAACGCACCUUCGUGGCAUCAAGACAUCAAGCCAUCGAACUUCCUUCUUGACGAGAAUGACGAUAUCGUUAUCAUCGAUUGGGAGCAAGGUGUCGGUGGAAUUACAACGUUCAUAGCAGCACCGGAGGCCAAUGGAUGUCUUGAAGUGCACUCCUCAGCUUCAGCGGGCACCGAAAAGCUAAUUUACGAAGAGUAUCAGGGGCCACCAAGAAUCAACAACAUCAUAGGAACCCCCAAGUGGGACGUAUUCCCACAGUGGAAAAUCGAUUGUCCUCGAGCCGUCGAACUGGCAGACGUGUAUGGUAUUGGCGUGUCCCUGUUCGUCAUUCUGGAAGAAAUACCAUUGAACAAUGCACCAGGAAACGAGGACUAUGCUGGCGUUCGGGUGUCAUGGACAAGCCGGUCUGCAGAUGUCCCUCAGAGUUGGAAAGAUGUCGUAGAGCUGUGCAUCGCCAAAGAUCCUAAUGAAAGGAUGGGUUUGAGCCAGUUGGUGGAAUUCUGGAGGCACGAGUAUCAGGAUUUGUUAGAAAAGGAUGGUCAACUUUAG